GUCGAGAAGGCUCGCUUUCCGGUUGAAAAUAGAUGUCAGAUUAAGGAGAAAUGUCAUGUAUAAAGACCCCCUCUUCCUCCUCCACCAAUCUUUCUUUUCACCACCAUCCUCAUCAAUUCACUCCUCCACAUUUCCACUACCACCAAUCCACUUCAUUCUUUAGUCUUUAGAUCCACCACAUUCUUUAAGCUUUAGCUUUAACAAAACCCUCACCUAAUCAAUCAAAAUGGUCUCAAUCAAGUCCCUCGCUAUUCUCCUCUUCGCUGCCGCUGUCACCGCGAUCCCCGUCGCUGGUGGCGAGCACCACGACGGUCACGACGGUCACAACGUCAAGGUCCAUGACAACAGCAAGGUCUGCCCAGAGCAGAACCAGGAAAUUUACUGCUGCAAUGACGCCCAAAAAAGCGGGGACAUCGGUUCCAAAACUAGCAUCUUGGAUGGGCUUAAGGUCAAGUGCAACAACGUGCCCGUCAAUGUCCUUGCUGGUGAGUAGCCUCUUCCUCUUGGAUGUUGGUGCGAGCAAAUCUAAUGAAGGGAAUAACAGUCGACGUGCUCUCGGGUGCCAGCCAGUGCAGCGGUAAGGCUGCUUGCUGUUCUAGCAACAAUAAGCAGGUAUGCUUCUUUCACCGAUGAAUGCUUUGGGGGGCGGGGGAGACGGAUCGUAGCUGACCGAUGUUUCCAGAAUGGUGUUGCCAAUGUCGACCUUGGUUGUAUCGCUCUCGCAGGUCUCAACUAAGAGAUCUUCGAUGUCCGUACAAGAUUAUUAGAAGGACGGGUAUGCGAAGGAUCUGGUACGAAAUGAUGGGUGCAGAUGAAA
This is a messenger RNA of Tuber aestivum (summer truffle), 817 nucleotides long. The record is from the annotation of a GenBank genome assembly. Lineage: Eukaryota; Fungi; Ascomycota; Pezizomycetes; Pezizales; Tuberaceae.